UGCAGGGACACAGCUCACAGAAACUACUCCCCCCCCUGCUGCUGCUGCUGCUGCUAAAUGUUGUUGCUGCUGUUUCAGAACCUGUGCCAUUGCAGUCACCCGGGCCAUCUUCCGUGACGCGGGACUCCGUGCCCUACGGUCUGUUCCCGGACGCACACUGAGACGAACUUCAACUGCUCCUGGAGGAUCAUCAACUCCGUGAAAGACGCCCUUUGGUCUGUCCGAAACCUGUUGAUCUUCCAGCUGAAGGAGUUGACCCCAACUGAGUGUUGCGGACUGGCACAUUCCAAGGUCCAGGACUACGUGUUGAGGGAAGCUUGGGUCAGCUGCCGCCAAGGCACAGUGGGGAAAGACCAUCGUGUAAUGUCUGCCUGCCUAAGAAGAACAGGGUGGCCACGCAGUGACUCGCCUGUCCCAGUUUCUGGGUUCCUUGGGGAGCAGGUUGUGCUGCCCUGUACCUACAAAGGGAAUGUCCCAGUCUCUGAUUUACUGGUAAUCUGGAGCACACAGAAGGAGGAAAUUUUAUACGUGUUUGUCGAUGGGAAUGAUGAUUUGGCCCAACAAGACCCACGGUUCAGAAACCGAGCGAACCUGUUCAAAGAUCAACUGGAACAAGGGAACUGGUCAGUUCUGAUCUCUGACCUCAGGGUGACAGACCAGGGUGUGUAUCGGUGUUGGAUUGAAAAGAGAGUGGAUCUAAAUUUGGAGCAGUUUGAUUCUGUCGAUCUCUCUGUAAAAGAGCGAGCUCCUACACCUGGACCGAAAACACCUGUACCAGGUCCUGGACUCUCCCCUGGAGCAAGAGUUGGUUUGGGAAUCGGGAUUGCUGCUGUUUUUAUUGUAGCAGGAAUUGUGGGUUACAUUGUCCUAAAGCGACAAAGAUGGAAUGGUGCUCGAAGCCGACACUCCAGCGAUCGAAAUGAAGCAUCGAAUGGUGUCCCUUUGAGAGAGGUGGCCUGUUCAGGUGAAGCACGGAGCCUUGUACCAACAGCACCUGAGCAUCAGGAUGGAGCGGCCGGAGAACAAAACCUUCUGGGGAACGGGGCUGUCCAGCACUGACUGAGUUUCCACUGCACUGAGCCUGGCUCAGGGAGGGGGGAGUCAGCCCAGUGUUGGGGGGAUCGAGUGAUUCCUGAUGGAAAGUCUGAGCUCAGGAUUGGGAUCAACAAUCACUUCCCACUUUGCACAAACUCUCUGAGCAGCACCAUCUCAGGAGGGAAACUCCCAGUGGGAAUGUUAUCUCCUUUCCUUAGAAACACUGUCCAAGUGUUUCCUCCUCUGUGUUAUAUUUCAGCAUUAAUGUUACAGAUUGAAAUCCGUUUAUAUUGCCUUGUGAGGAUGUGGAUUCUGUGUGAUCGAGAGGGGAUCAUUCAGUCCAUGGUGCUGAUACUGAAUUGAUAUCUGUUUGUACACUCGGGCAUUAUUGUUAAACCCAGGGAUGUGCAACUGUUGCCCUGCAAUUGGUCGGUUGUCAGUGCUGACCAUGAAUCUUUAUUCUGCAGGUCCUUAUCUCUCCUUAUUUAUACAUUUUAUACUUUUUAUGGAAAUUUAGUACAAUUGGAAUGAUUUUAACGACUAAUGAUUGUACCUGCAUAUACACUGUGACCUUUAUGAUCCAAGUGAAGGUUUUGCUC
Molecule: messenger RNA, 1634 nt
Organism: Hemiscyllium ocellatum (epaulette shark)
Lineage: Eukaryota; Metazoa; Chordata; Chondrichthyes; Orectolobiformes; Hemiscylliidae
Product: CD276 antigen homolog
Exons: 6
Coding region: 364-1059 (231 amino acids)
Biological process (GO): T cell costimulation; negative regulation of T cell proliferation; positive regulation of T cell proliferation
Cellular component (GO): external side of plasma membrane
Source: RefSeq, a predicted model, not a curated record